Molecule: messenger RNA, 952 nt
Organism: Thrips palmi
Lineage: Eukaryota; Metazoa; Arthropoda; Insecta; Thysanoptera; Thripidae
Exons: 4
Coding region: 239-844 (201 amino acids)
Source: RefSeq, a predicted model, not a curated record
GGACUCUACCUACAGUCUUUUUCCGACCGGCAACAGCGCCGUGAGGAUAGGCAUCCCAUCAGACAGGACUGGUGGGGACGGAUGGAUGGGUAGAGAGAUAGCCUCAGAGGCUCUCUAUGGAUGGCGUGUGCCAUUCAAGCACCUUUGUGAAGAGACAAAAGUCGUGUCAUGACGUUCGUGUGGAGCUAGAACGAGGCGGCCCAGUCUGUUUCCCAAAGCCCGCCGCAGGGGCUGGAGGAUGACCCACAGCUGCGCUUCCAUUCUGCUAUGGGUCUCAGUGGCGUCUGUGUCGGCCGCCAACCACAUCAACUCGUACGCCGGACCAUUCGACAUCCACUUCAAAGAGGCGUUGCAAUGCCCGCAAGGCACCGUCACCGCGCCCCUGCUGAUGAACAUGUCAGGGACGCUGCUCUCCUCUCGCACCCUCAACGGCAUGGUCUACAACGGUGUCGCCUUCGUGGCAAGGAAGGUCACCAAGGGGGAUGUCGGCGUCAAGCUGGCCAUUGCCAAGUGGGACAACGUGGCCGGUUGGAGAGAAAAUUACUUCCGCCUUGAUGGUGGGGAAGUUUGCUUCGCGAUGAAGACCGUAGGGAAGGACGCCAUGGCGGAACUCCACCGAAACAACCCCCGCUUCCCGACAGGCUGCCCUCUCCCAGACGGGUCCUACUCGUUCCGAAAUUUCAGCACCGCCGCUCUGUCUCGGUACGAGCAUUUCCCCGUCUUUCCCUACGGCCGCUUCAGAGGCGAUUUGGGAUUCUACGACAUGAAGUCCAAAGAAGUGGCGGGCUGCAUCAGUGGCAUCAGCGAGGUGGUACCAAAGUUGAAGAACAAAAACAAAAAAUGAGUUGUUCAAUUCUAUUAAUUAUUUUAUGUGCAGAACUACAGAAAUUCACACUGCACAAGAAGUGUUUACAACUUGGCAUAACAGGGUCAAAUAAAAGCCGCAAAAAAA